Molecule: messenger RNA, 2775 nt
Organism: Girardinichthys multiradiatus
Lineage: Eukaryota; Metazoa; Chordata; Actinopteri; Cyprinodontiformes; Goodeidae
Product: cytotoxic granule associated RNA binding protein TIA1-like
Exons: 12
Coding region: 401-1561 (386 amino acids)
Molecular function (GO): RNA binding
Source: RefSeq, a predicted model, not a curated record
UGCUCGGGCCUAACAAAUAACCACAAACUGAUUCAUAGGAAACUAUUUAUUGCACAGUUUCAUUUUACGAAUAGUAAGAGUGUGAAAUUGCAGUAGAUGUCAACAGAUGUGGAGGGCACAUCUUUGAGUGCGAGAAGGAGCGCUUGAUUUUAGCUUCAUUUCAGCGCGCUGCUACAUUGACGAUUUUGACGCGGCUCCUCCGCCAUCUUCAACUUCCUAUUGUUUGCAUCAGACGGAGAGGGGGCUGUGUACUGCGUGCGAGAGACCAGGGUAGGAAACGGAUUUCUCACUGAACAGAAGAUAUAGCCCUUGGGCUCUUGGUCUCUCAGGUUCUGUCCAGACCUGUUGUAUGUCAUUGGAAUAAAGUCCCCUCCCAGGACUUGACCACUGAACCCCGACGAUGGACGACGAACAACCCAGAACCCUGUAUGUAGGAAAUCUGUCCAGGGAUGUCACCGAGCCCCUCAUUCUACAGGUCUUCCAACAGAUAGGACCUUGUAAGAGCUGCAAAAUGAUUAAUGAUACGGCUGGAAAUGAUCCAUACUGCUUUGUGGAGUUCUAUGAUCACAGGCAUGCUGCUGCCUCAUUGGCAGCCAUGAAUGGAAGGAAAAUAUUGGGUAAGGAGGUCAAAGUCAACUGGGCCACAACACCAUCCAGCCAGAAAAAAGACACAAGUAAUCACUUUCAUGUCUUCGUUGGAGACCUCAGUCCAGAAAUAACAACAGAAGACGUCAGAGCUGCCUUUGCCCCUUUUGGCAGGAUAUCAGAUGCUCGUGUUGUGAAAGAUAUGGCUACAGGGAAAUCUAAAGGCUACGGCUUUGUUUCUUUCUUCAAUAAAUGGGAUGCAGAGAAUGCCAUUCAGCACAUGGGGGGUCAGUGGUUAGGUGGCAGACAGAUACGGACCAACUGGGCCACAAGAAAGCCCCCUGCUCCAAAGGCCACCUAUGAGAAUAACUCCAAGCAUCUAUCCUUCGAUGACGUCUUGAGCCAGUCAAGCCCCAGUAACUGCACUGUGUACUGUGGUGGGGUCAGCACAGGACUCACAGAGCAACUGAUGAGACAGACCUUCUCCCCAUUUGGACAGAUCAUGGAAGUCAGGGUUUUUCCAGAUAAGGGCUAUUCAUUUGUGAGGUUUAACUCCCAUGAAUCAGCAGCCCAUGCCAUUGUGUCUGUCAAUGGUUCUUCAGUCGAGGGCCACAUAGUGAAGUGCUAUUGGGGUAAAGAGACGCCAGACAUGAUGAGCUCGAUGCAGCAGAUGUCAGUCCCCCAGCAGAACAAGAUUGGCUUUGCGGCAGCCCAGCCCUACAGCCAGUGGGGCCAGUGGUAUGGCAAUGGGCCCCAGAUCAGCCAGUAUGUCCCAAAUGGGUGGCAGGUCCCCACCUAUGGCGUCUACAGCCAGGCGUGGAACCAGCAGGGCUUUAAUCACUUACCGGCCAGUGCUGGGUGGACUGGCAUGAGCGCCAUCAGUAACGGUGGGGUUAUGGAGCCUACGCAGGGAUUGAAUGGGAGUAUGCUAGCCAACCAGCCUGGUAUGGGAGCCGCAGGAUACCCCACACACUGAUAGGUGGACAGGGUGGGAGAUUUGUCAGUGAAGAGCCUGUUAUUGGCUGCACGGUGCCCUGCAGGGAUGUUUAACACCGCCCCAGUUUGUGGCAGGAAUAAGACUCUUUACAGGAUGUAGAACCUUAAACAAGAAGGUUGACAUCUGUAAAAUGUAAAUGGAUUUUCAUGGGGUGGGCAGAGGGAGGGGGUUGAGAUAACGGGAGCCAGGGAGCAGCGAUUUGACCCACACAGGUAUUUACACCCAUUAGUGGUGGGAAAACUGGCCAUGAUCCAGGGGUCUUACCUUUUUAAGUUGACUGUAAAUGAGUAUAAAACUGUAAAGAAGAAACUUUUGACAUUUUUUUUUUUCUUCUGGGUUUUACAAAUUGCUUCCAUUUUCACGUCUUUUCUUCAACAGCCACCAAGAGGUGGAUCUCCUUCCCCCCCCAAGAAACCGACUCGCACCAUAAUUUGUGAACUGAAAUAUUUGAGAAAUGGAAAUGAUUUUUGUUUAUUUUCUUGGAUUAAAUCAAUUGCAGGGAUUGUUGUCACUGCUGUUUCUCUAAGGGCAGGUAAAUAUUGCACAGCUUUUUUCCUUCUGUUAUACUCGGCAGACAGGUUUGGUUACAAGGAGUCUCCUUUUUGCAUUCCAUUUCUUCUCUCCAUGUGUAAAUAACCAUCUAUUGAUUCAUUUGGAACAAUGUAUGUAAAAUGCUACUGUUUACUGUGGGUGCUUGCUUUCAGUUUUGAUAAUUCAACAGUUGGCUCCAACAUUGUACGUAGCAGAGUGGCACUAUUUAAAUGUGACACUGGUACAGUGAACACAAUUCUUCCAUGCAGGGAUACAACAGCAUUGCCAUGCAGUGCAUACUUAAAUCUAACAGAGUUCAAAUGUUAAAAGGUAAAUAUGUAUGUUUGAAGCUUUUUGGGUUUUUUUUAAGUAUAUUGGAACGCCAGUAUUUUAUAUUGAAACUGAGUGGAUUCAACCAUUACACUUGCUCAUUUUGCCAGAGAAAUGGGGAGGCCUACAUUGUAACUGUUGCCUUAUAGAGCUGGUUUCUUUUAGCUGACAAGAUACCUUUUAAUUAGGCAGUGCCUACAGACCUUUUCAAACCCUUUUUGUUUAGAAAGGUGUUCAGCCCUAAGAAUUGUUGACUCUGCUACUGUAAUCAAUGUUUCUUUCUUUUUUUUUUUUGCUUUGUCCAAUUAAAAUGCUAAUGCACAUAUACCACA